AUGGAAUCUGUAGACCAUAAGGUAGAGUCUAUGCUUAGUGUUGUAUCUCUCUCAGUUCCACCUUUUUGGGACAUGGAUCCUGUUUUGUGGUUCGCUCAUCUGGAGGCUGAGUUUUACAACCACAGAAUUACUUCCGACUACGCGAAGUAUUGCAAGCUCCUGUCCUAUCUCCCCAAGGAGAUAUCAAUGCAGGUUCGUGACGUCAUCAUUUCUCAGACCGAAAACCGCUAUGAGGCUCUCAAGGAAGCCACGAUUAAGCGUGUUAUGCCCUCUGAGAAAGUUCGCCUGCAGCAGCUUUUCAGGGAUCUGCAAUUGGGCGACAAACUGCCCUCAACCCUGCUACGCGAGAUGCAGCAACUCCUUGGUUCAUCAACCAUGGACGAGACUUUACUUCGCGAACUAUGGCUACAACGGCUACCGGAAAACACACAAGCGAUUCUCGCUACAGUGAGCUCCGUUCCGCUCACUCAACUAGCAGACUUAGCGGAUCGAGUUAUUGAACGAGCACAGCCACAGGCCAACGCCAGCAAGGUCCAUGCCGUCGCGUCCCAGGGCACUUCUAUCACUGGCUUACAGUCAACUAUAGAAGCCCUCCAAACACAAGUUGCGACACUUAGUCGCCAGAUGCAACAGCUUACUAUGACCCGUCGUCGUCCUAGCCGCUCAACAUCGCCCUGCAAACGUUCUAAGUCUAGAAACAGGCAGGCUAGCUGUUGGUACCACCAGCGUUUUGGUACCGCAGCUCGUAAAUGUGUCAAGCCUUGCAACUACGCCGAGCAGCAGGGAAACUGCUCGGCCGGUCGGUAA
Messenger RNA from Dicrocoelium dendriticum, 807 nucleotides. The record is from the annotation of a GenBank genome assembly. Lineage: Eukaryota; Metazoa; Platyhelminthes; Trematoda; Plagiorchiida; Dicrocoeliidae.